AUGGAUGAUCCAGCGCUCUUUGUCCUCUCCUCAAGUGACAGUGGCGACGAGGAGGUGGCCGGGGAUGACACUCUGCUGAGCCAAUUCUCGCCAGGAAACCUGUCGGCAGAUAUUCCCGCCCCACGUCGUGCUGCUGUCGCUGCUGCUGCUGCUGCUGCUGCGGACAGUGUGGCGUUGUCCAUGGAAGAGGUUCUCUUCGGCGACACGGCCGUGCACCGCCGUGCACCACCACCGCCGCCGCCGCCAUCCGUGCGGGUUCACGAUAGUGACGAGGACUCCCUUAGCAGCGGUAGGAGUGGUGGUGAUGCACUGCGGGAAGGCAGCACGCAUGGGAUACGGUUGAUGGGUACCCAGACCGAGAAAGAGGAGUUUGUGGACAUGGCGGUGCUGCGGAGUAUGACGUGCGCCGAUGUGCGGGCGGUCCUGGAGCCUUUUUUCCAGCGGAAUGAACUAGCACGGGUUCGCUUUGAUCAGGCCCGCUCGCAGCUUGCGGAGGCAAUGACAGAGAAUGCCGGGAAGGUGAACAGGAACGUAUUGGAACGGUGGCGGCGCUUAGUGAACAUUUCGAAUUGGGGUGACGGGACUUCAACGAGCGAUGAUGUCUUGUUUCCAGAAGUGUUGCUUCCGCCGGUAUCGGAUGUCCUUGGUGUGCCGGAAGAAAAGCCAUCAACGGCAGCAGCAGCAGCAGCAGCAGUAGGAGUGGCGGAACGUCAGCUACGACCGCACCAACUGGCAGGCAUCCGUUUUAUAUGGAGUGCCCUCGCAGAGGGGCCUGUUGGCCGAGUUCCUGCCGUCGGUUGCAUCCUCGCGCACACAAUGGGUCUUGGCAAGACCUGUCAGGUCGUCGUCUUUCUGCACCUCUACCUCUGCCUGCCUGGGCGGCAUCGGCACCGCGUGCUGCUCGUUGUGCCCAAGUCGACGCGGUCCGGCUGGCGUGGGGAGUUUGCAGCGUGGUCGCAGUACUUCCCGCUCGCGCAGCGCGUCACGCCCGCCGUAAUUGAUGAGCGCGACAGCCCGAAGCGGCGCGCUGACGUGUACAGCCGCUGGCGGAAAGGAGGAGGUGUUCUCCUUGUCGGAUACGAGAUGCUUCUCGGCCUCACAAAGAAUUCCGCUGAGAUGGCUGUGCGGCGGGAUUGGACGGAUCUGCUUAUUUGUGACGAGGCGCAUAGGCUUAAGUCGGCGAGGUUGCAGAUCGUCACCGCGCUGCGUGGUCUGCACCCGCUGCGGCGCCUCCUCCUCACCGGCACACCGCUGCAGAACCACCUGCAGGAGUACUGGGCCAUGGUAGAUUUUGCGGUGCACAAGUACUUUGAGCGGCGCCGCUUUCAGGAGUUCUUUAUCAACCCCAUAGAGGCCUCUGUUGACAAAAAAGCCACACCAAAGGAGGUCGCCGCGGCACGCAUGAAGACGUUCACGCUGAUACGAGAGCUGCGGCACUUUGUUCAGCGCGUCGAUAGCGCGCCACUGCAACAUGAGCUUCCGCCAUUGCAUGAAUAUGUCGUCGUCGUCCCUCUUUCGCCGAUGCAGGUGCGGCUGUAUAACCAGUUUCUGCGUCUCGUGCGUGUAGAGCAGGCCAAAUUCAACUUUCUGCAGGCAGCGGCGUAUGCCAACAAAAUAUCUGCUCACCCGCAGCUGCUAUUUGCUUCUAAUCCCGCCUCCCCGGUGAGGGAUAUGCUGGGUGGCAGCAGCGACAGUAGCAGUGCUAGUUCCGAUGAAGGGGAAGGCGAAUCGGUUCGCCGCACGGCAUUUCUCGCGGCAGACAGUAAAGGAUAUAUGGAGCUGUGUGAGUCCCCGGAGAAUUACACUAUGGUGCCAGAGGACGGGGCGAAGUUGUACCUCGCCAUGUUGAUAAUCAAGGCAGCUACGCUGCGGGGCGAGAAAACGUUGCUUUUCAGUCUUUCAACGAAGCUGCUCGAUCUCUUCGAGUGCAUCAUUGCCGAGAUGAACCGUCGCUGGCAGAUGGAAGGAUCCUUGUCUCGUCCUAUUCGCUUCUGCCGACUGGACGGUAGCAACAGCGGUGCGGAGCGGGAGGACACGCUGAAUGCCUUUUGUUCCGCAAACGGUGCAGAUGUAUUUCUUCUGAGUAUGAAGGCAGGUGGUGUUGGCAUCACCAUCACUGCGGCUACGCGUGUGAUUCUCGCCGACAGCGGCUUCAACCCUGCCGACGACCGACAGGCGAUCGGCCGCGCGUACCGCUACGGACAGACGCGUCCGGUCUUCGUGUACCGUCUCGUGUGCCACCACACCCUGGAGCACCGCAUGUUCGAGCAGAAGGUGGCGAAGGAGUGGCUCUUCCACACGGUGGUGGAGGAGGCCUCGCUGAAGCGUGACGCACUUGCUGGCCUGCGGCUGCAGUCAAUGUUUCAACUCCUUAGUCGCACACGGGCGGUGUCGAGUGAGGUGCCGAUGCUGACAGACACGCAACGCCGUUCUACAGCGCUUCUCACUGCUGAGGAUAGCGUGCUGGCGGACGUGGCAGGUCACAUUCUCUACGCGGAAUCCCACGCGGACUUCCUGCAGCAUGACGAAAUGGAGCCGUAUGGCAACGAGGAGCGGGCCUUCUACGAGGAGUACCAGAAGACUGGGGUCUUUAAUGUUGAUGGGGGCGGCGAAGAGGAUGUGCAGCGCCGCAGGCGUCAGCGUGAGGAGCACCAGCAGGAUGUGGCGGGGCAGGCUAAGACACUCACGGCGUUAGUGGACGACAUCAUCCGUACCCGCUCGCGGGACGAUCCGCAGCUGCGCCACCUGCUGCGUAUGAUGGGCAUCACGGUGGAUGAGACUGGGGCCGUCGCGGUGGCUGCUCCUGCGACAUUGCUGCCGCAGCUACAACCAUCAUCGCCACAACAACAACAACAACGGCAAAAGGCGAAGGAUGACAGCACUGGCGAAGUCGACAUGGACAACGGUGAUGGGCGGCACCGGAAGAUGACGCGAACGGAGGCAACGUUGCGUUUGCGGCCAGUCGUGGUGGAUGACUCCGAGGAUGACUUGGCUCUUCUUACAGCUAAGAAAAACAACACCGUCGCACUGGUGGAUCCGUCCAAAUACGAGCCGUUCCGGCCUGGACGGGACUCCGCAUCUGCCAUUCUAAUCGAUGAGGAGGAAGUGUAA
Molecule: messenger RNA, 3111 nt
Organism: Trypanosoma grayi
Lineage: Eukaryota; Euglenozoa; Kinetoplastea; Trypanosomatida; Trypanosomatidae
Product: helicase-like protein
Exons: 1
Coding region: 1-3111 (1036 amino acids)
Cellular component (GO): nucleus
Molecular function (GO): ATP hydrolysis activity; ATP-dependent chromatin remodeler activity; ATP binding
Source: RefSeq, a predicted model, not a curated record